Molecule: messenger RNA, 612 nt
Organism: Beauveria bassiana ARSEF 2860
Lineage: Eukaryota; Fungi; Ascomycota; Sordariomycetes; Hypocreales; Cordycipitaceae
Exons: 3
Coding region: 1-612 (203 amino acids)
Source: RefSeq, a predicted model, not a curated record
AUGAACGAACGUAGUCGCACCGUCAGCGGCUCCCAGCACCACCACCACCACCACCACCCGCCACCGCUACAGCGCGCGCGCGCCGGCACAGUAGGCACAGCCUCCGCGGCACCAUACCAGUCGACCCAACAAGCACCGGCGGCGCCCGCUGCCUCGCGAGAUCGUCUCUUUCGCAGCCAUCUGAUCAGGCGGCCCACUGGCGGCGGCGGCGGCGGCGGCGGCGCCACCACCAGCGCAACGUCCACCUCGUCCAUGGCGGCGGCAGCGACGCACGCCGACGCGGCGCUUCUGGCGGCAGAGGAGCAGCAGCAGCACCAGGCGGAGCGGUGCGAGAUUGUGGUGCGCAACCACAACGGGGAUAUCGAUCUCGAGGGCUCGCCGGUGGUGUCGUUGGACGACAUUGACGAGAUGGCGCUGGAGGCAAGGCAUGAGACGGAGCAAGAGCGACAGAGACUGGCAGAGGCUGUCAAGCAGCAUCGAAUCAACCAUACUACAGUCCCGGACCAACCCGAAGAACUACUAGAGGCUGUUCGAGCAAGUCUACGCGCCAAGGUCAAUGCUUUGGCUGACGACCACUGGAUGUUUGACCCGGAAGAUCCACCGCGAGGUUGA